Molecule: messenger RNA, 2132 nt
Organism: Catharus ustulatus (Swainson's thrush)
Lineage: Eukaryota; Metazoa; Chordata; Aves; Passeriformes; Turdidae
Gene: AZIN2
Product: antizyme inhibitor 2
Exons: 11
Coding region: 290-1666 (458 amino acids)
Cellular component (GO): cytoplasm
Molecular function (GO): catalytic activity
Source: RefSeq, a predicted model, not a curated record
UUGUCACGGCUACGGUUGGGAGGCAGAGCAGGGAGGCUGUGCUGGGAGAGAAGGGGUGCAGAGCCCCCCCAUCCUCUGCAGGAGCUGGGGCAGGACACACAACCAGCCCUGGGGGCAGUUCAUUCUCUUGGGAGACCCAUGGCAGAAUCUGUUUAAAUGCUUUCUGAGAGACCCUGGAGCCUCAGGCACUGCAGGAGCUCAGCAUUCCUCGGGGAGCCCCCCUGACAGCACAGCAGGACACCUGGACCGUGGAGGCUCCAGAGCAUCACCACACCCAGAACAUCACGCCAUGAACGGGUACUUGGACGAAUCCAAUUUCCUGAUGGUGGAGGAAGGCUUCACCACCAGAGACCUCCUGGAGAACCUUCUAGGGGAGCUGUGCCAAGAGAGCGACCAGCAGCCCUUCUUCGUGGCAGACCUUGGGGACAUUGUGAAGAAACAUCUGCGUUUCCUGAAGGCUUUGCCCCGAGUGAAACCCUAUUUCCCAGUGAAAUGCAACGGCAGCGAAGGGGUGAUUCGGCUGCUGGCAGAGCUGGGGGCAGGAUUUGCCUGUGCCAACAAGGCAGAAAUCAGCAGGGUUCAAGGCAUUGGGGUCCCAGCUGACAGGAUUUUCUACAGCAGCCCCUGCAAGCAGGUCGCCCACAUCAGGUACGCGGCCGCCCACGGCGUGAGGCUGAUGGCCUUUGACAACGAGGUGGAGCUGAGCAAGGUGGCCAGGAGCCACCCCCGUGCCAGGCUGUUGCUGGGGAUCACUGCUGACUCCAUCCCUGCUGCCCUCCCGAGCUUGGCUUUUGGGACCACGCUGAAAUCCUGCCGGCACCUGCUGGAGACGGCCAAGGAGCAGGCAGUGCAGGUUGUGGGCAUCAGCUUCCACCUGGGGAGCCGUGGGCUGGAGCCCCAGGCCUUGGCCCAGGCUGUGGCCACAGCACAGCUGGUGUUUGACAUGGGCACGGAGCUGGGACACCACAUGCACCUCCUGGACCUUGGAGGGGGAUUCCCUGGCACUGAGGACACCAGAGCCCCACUGGAAGAGAUCGCUGCAGGGAUAAACUCUGCCUUGGAUUUGUACUUCCCCGAGGGCAGUGGGGUGGACAUUGUGGCCAGACCUGGGCGUUACUACGUCACCUCUGCCUUCACCCUGGCUGUCAGCAUCACUGCCUUGGAGGAGAUCCCCGUGGAGCAGCCUGGCUCUGACGAGGAGGAGUGUGGCAGCAAGAAGAGCCUGGUGUAUCACCUCAGUGACGGCAUCUACGGCGCCUUCAGCUGCCUCCUGUUCGACAGCCCCUGCCCCAGACCUCGUCUGCACAAGAGACCCUGCCCGGAGCACCCCUGGCACAGCUGCAGCCUGCGGGGCCCGCCGGGGCACGGCGAGGAUCGCAUCGCCGACGGGCUGGAGCUGCCCCUGCUGCACGUGGGGGACUGGCUGGUUUUUGGCAACAUGGGAGCCUACACAGUGCCAGCAUCAUCUCUGCUCACCGCAGGUCCCCAGCCACGUGUCACCUACGCCAUGUCCCGCAUGGCCUGGAAAGCCAUCCAGCUCUUCCAGGGAAAGCCACCCCAGGCAGAAGACGACCGUGAGAGCCUCUGCACCCCCCUGUCCUGCGGCUGGGAGAUGGCAGAGACCCUUUGUGUCACCCCUGUCUUCGCUCCAGCUGGCAUCAUCUGAGCACUGGGGGAGAAGGAGCCGUGGUGGGAAAGCUCCUGUGGUGGUGCUGGCAGGGAAAAUGUCACAAAAUGGCAUCAGGGUGGGAAAAAAUCCCAUGGCAGCACCAGGGGAAAAGUCCCACAGUGCUGCUGGAGGGAUAAAAAUCCUACAGUGGGAAAAAUCCCAUGGCAGCACCAGGGGAAAAGCCCCACAGUGCUGCUGGAGGGAUAAAAAUCCUACAGUGGGAAAAAUCCCAUGGCAGCACCAGGGUAAGAGUCCCACAGUGCUGCUGGAGGGAUAAAAAUCCUACAGUGGGAAAAAUCCCAUGGCAGCACCAGAAGGGAGAGAUCCUGUGGUGGUACCAGAGGGGGAAAGGACCCCAUGGCAGUGCUAGGGAGGGGGAAGGUGCCAUCCUGCCACUGGCACUGCCCCACUCUGCUCUCACAGACUUGGAAGUAAAUCCUGUCCCAUAAAUCCUGCUCCUCCA